AUGGUCGGUAGUGAAGAUUUCAGCUUCCCAACAAUAAGUAAUCCUAUACCACUAUUUGCAAUCUCCCCGUCUUUAUGGCAUGUGUCUUCGAUUGUUUACCCUGAUGAAGAUGAUCAGAAGGUCGGCAGAUUCAACUUGGGAGGAAAUGAUGCGAGGAGGACUGGCCGAUUCCAGUCGGGGGAAAUUGAGGAGAAGAUGGACAUGCUGUGGGAGAAUUUCAAUGAGGAAUUAACAAGAGUUGAAGAGAGGAGGCAAUCCAAGUCAGAGAAAAUUGAUGUUUGUUGUGUGAAGGCGAUGAAUAUGGUGAGGAAGGGAAGUGAGUUGGAGUGUGAUAAGAGACCAAGCAAUCGCAUGAUGAUGAUUCUCAAGGUUUUGAAGAAGGUUUUCCUGCUCACAACUUCUCGUCCAAAUCCUAUCCACAGUAACUAG
This is a messenger RNA of Carica papaya (papaya), 429 nucleotides long. Lineage: Eukaryota; Viridiplantae; Streptophyta; Magnoliopsida; Brassicales; Caricaceae. The record is from RefSeq and is a predicted model, not a curated record.